Messenger RNA from Papaver somniferum (opium poppy), 1866 nucleotides. RefSeq names its product target of rapamycin complex subunit LST8. Gene Ontology annotation, biological process: regulation of actin cytoskeleton organization; TOR signaling. Lineage: Eukaryota; Viridiplantae; Streptophyta; Magnoliopsida; Ranunculales; Papaveraceae. Bases 353 to 1303 code for a protein of 316 amino acids. Gene Ontology annotation, molecular function: protein binding. The transcript has 11 exons. The record is from RefSeq and is a predicted model, not a curated record. Gene Ontology annotation, cellular component: TORC2 complex; TORC1 complex.
AACCAAAUAAGAAAACAAACCUAUCUUUUAAAGAGAGGGAGUAUUGGUUUUGGUCAGUCUGCCUCCUACAGUAGUAGGAUGGAACGGUUUUUUUUCCACAGUUGGCAGUUUCUCCUCGGCGAAUCAUUCGUCCGUCGCUGUCAUCUCGUUUCAAAACCCUAACAGUCCAUAUGAGUUUUUCACUACAAUCUCUCUUAUCUACUGAAUAAAAUCAGCUUCAUUCAGUCGAUAUUAAACAAUUUCGGUUGAACUUGUUAAGGGUUCACUUACGAAAGAAUGUAUUGAAAAGACAAGCAGACUUCUCAAGACGCUUAACGCCAGCUUUUCUUAACUAUAGGAGGAGGGCAUCAAAAUGGCCCAACCUUCAGUGAUCUUAGCUACAGCAGGCUAUGAUCAUACUAUCAGGUUUUGGGAACCUAAAAGUGGACGAUGUUAUCGUACUCUUCAAUACCCUGAUUCUCAAAUUAAUAAAUUAGAGAUAACCCCAGAUAAACACUAUGUGGCAGCAGCUGGAAAUCCUCAUAUUAGAUUAUAUGAAGUCAACUCUUCUAGUCCUCAACCAGUUAUGAGUUACGAAUCGCAUACUAGUAAUGUAAUGGCAGUGGGAUUCCAGUGUGAUGGAAAUUGGAUGUAUUCAGGUUCGGAAGACGGCACUGUAAAGAUUUGGGAUUUGAGGGCUCCGGGUUGCCAGAGAGAAUAUGAAAGUCGUGCAGCUGUAAACACAGUUGUGCUUCAUCCAAAUCAGAGGGAACUUAUAUCUGGAGACCAAAAUGGCAAUAUACGGGUCUGGGAUUUGACAGCUAAUUCAUGUAGUUGCGAGUUGGUUCCAGAGGUAGAUACAGCAGUAAGGUCCUUAACAGUGAUGUGGGAUGGGAGCUUGGUUGUUGCUGCAAACAACCAUGGAACAUGUUAUGUGUGGCGCUUGAUGUGUGGAAUGCAGACUAUGACCAAUUUUGAGCCACUUCAUAAACUACAAGCACAUGACGGCUACAUCCUUAAGUGUCUGUUAUCACCUGAGUUUUGUGAACCCGAUAGAUAUCUGGCUACGACAUCAUCUGACCAUACAGUUAAGAUAUGGAAUGUUGAUGGUUUCACCUUGGAGAAAACUUUAGUCGGGCAUCAACGCUGGGUAUGGGACUGUGUCUUUUCAGUUGACGGUGCUUACUUAAUCACAGCUUCAUCUGAUACCACAGCAAGGCUCUGGAAAAUAGAUAGUGGUGAAGCCAUGAGAGUAUACCAAGGCCAUCAUAAAGCAAUUGUUUGUUGUGCACUUCACGAUGGUGCUGAAUCUUCUCAAUCUUGAGCUUAGGGAAUACCUGGUACAUUCUUCUAACACCCCUCAGAGUAGUCCACGUGUAAAUAUGCUUCAGAAUGUUUAUAUUUUCAUCCAGUAGCUUUUACUGUUGUCUAGUGGUUGUAUUAUAGGUAUGAAUCAUUGUUAUGUGAUCUAUGCUUUGCUUCUAGAUUAGCAUAUGUAGAAAUUUUAAAUGUAUUCCUAUCUGCAUAGUCUUAAUCUUUGGUUCGAUAUCUUAAAAGAAAAUCUGAAGCAAAACCCGAUAUCUAGUUAAGUUGAUUUUGUAUAAAAUUUUUAGUAUUACAUUAUGAAAUAAGUGGUUACAGCUAUUUAUCCCUGGAAAUCUCCCUAGUCCAGUUCAUUCAGUUGUGGAAUUCUUUAGAGAACAAAUUAGGCAACCUGAUCUGUUAUACAUUCCUCCGGGAAAGUAAUAUUUAUAAAAUAGAAGAUUUCCAUAUUGACCCACUUUUUGAAUUGUGGAUAGCAUGUCAAUAUCCGGAUGCCCUCAGUUGUUUACUGUCCAUGUCGAAUACAUCCCUUUUUAUGCUUAAAUAAGUAAUUAAAUAUAUCUC